Rhipicephalus microplus (southern cattle tick) is the source of this 2562-nucleotide messenger RNA. RefSeq lists its product as uncharacterized. Lineage: Eukaryota; Metazoa; Arthropoda; Arachnida; Ixodida; Ixodidae. Gene Ontology annotation, molecular function: tumor necrosis factor receptor binding. Gene Ontology annotation, cellular component: plasma membrane signaling receptor complex; cytoplasmic side of plasma membrane. Gene Ontology annotation, biological process: regulation of canonical NF-kappaB signal transduction. The record is from RefSeq and is a predicted model, not a curated record.
AUGUCUGACCUUCGACGAGUGCACCGUUUCCGCGACCACGCCGUCGCAGGAGUCAACUGGCGACCGACCCGCUUUGUCAACGAACUGCCCAGUCUGCGUGUGUGUUGCCUCUGCCGCAUGAUUCCCAAGAGGAUAUUCGUGCUUCCCUGCGGCCACCUUCUAUGCCAGUCAUGCGUCACAGCCAGCUCCCAAGGAAGGGGUGGACGGUGUCCCCUGGAUCAAGAGCCGUUCGAGGAAGCUAAAUGUCACAGCUAUGAUUUCAAUACGAGAACAGUGAAAGCCUUGAAGGUUCACUGCUGGAAUGAAGGCCAUGGAUGCAAAUUUGAGGGAGCCAUGGAGAUCAUGCUGCGACACUAUGAAAACGAAUGCACAUUCCACACCGUGGAGUGUUUCCGAUGCGACGAGCAAGUCCUGCACAGCGAACUGCCAGCGCACUACUCAGCCGGAUGCAGCGCAGCUGUUUCCCUGGCUUGCCCGAAGAACACCUCAUCGGACUCUCAAGCCUUCACCCUCCGAGAUGUGACGGGUGCCCUCGCAGAACUGAAGGCACUGCUUAGGGGCGCCAAUCAGGAGCUGCUGCUACCUAUGAUUGAGAGUCGAAUGAAUGAGCUGACUGAACGGAUCAGGAACCUGGAAUCCAUGUCGGCCGUGAUCACUCGUGCUGCUAGGGAAGCUGUAACGUCAGAUUUAGUUCAAGUCGCUGCACCGAGUCCCUCGGCCUCGCAGAUAAAGGAAACUUCUCGGCAGACUGCGACUGAAGAAGAGGCAGAUCGGCGCCUGCCGUUCGCACAGCCGUCAGAAAUCGGAAGGCGCGCGCUUUCUCGAGCGCUCGUGUGUGCCACUUGCCCCGCCACUCGAGUGGCCACUCUUGACGAGAGUGUGUUUUUCUACGAUCUCACCACCAUGUCUGACCUUCGACGAGUGCACCGUUUCCGCGACCAGGCCGUCGCAGGCAUCAACUGGCGACCAACCCGCUUUGUCGACGAGGUGCCCAGUCUGCGUGUGUGUUGCCUCUGCCGCAUGAUUCCCAAGACGGUACUGGCGCUUCCCUGCGGCCACCUCCUAUGCCAGUCGUGCCUCGCAGCCAGCUCCCAUGGAAGCGGUGGACGGUGUCCCUUGGAUCGAGAGCCGUUCAAAGAAGCGGAAUGUUCCACCUGUGAUUUGGCUACGAGAUCAGUGAACGCCUUGAAGGUUCACUGCUGGAAUGAUGGACGUGGAUGCAAAUUUGAGGGAGCCAUGGAGAUCAUGCUGCGACACUAUGAAAACGAAUGCACAUUCCAUGCCGUGGAAUGUUUCCGAUGCGGCGAGCAAGUCCUGCACAGGGAACUGCCAACGCACUACGCAGCCGGAUGCAGUGCAGCUGUUUGUUUAACUAGCACUAAGGACACACCAUCGGUCUCUCAAGCCUUGACCCGCCAAGAUGUGACGGCUGCCCUCGUAGAACUUAAGACGCUGCUGAAGGGCGCCAAUCAGGAGCUGCUGCUACCUGCGAUUCAGAGUCAAAUAAAUGAGCUAACUGAACGGAUCAGGAACUUGGAAUCCAGGUCGGCCACGAUCACUCAUGCUGUCGCGGCAACUGCAACGUCAGAUAUGGCUCGAAUCGAAGUGCCGAGUCCCUCGGCCUCGGUGAAGAGGGAAACUUCUCGGCAGAAUCCAACUGAAGAGGCAAGCACGUCGUCGACGUCCCGGUCCAGCUCGGGGGAGAAGUUGAUGCCUCAACAGCUGGGACCCCUUGUGGACUUGUCACAAGAAGCUGUCAAAGGCAUGCGCAAAACUUCAUCGCAAGAUUAUCCUCAGCAUGCCAUUACUUAUGUCCGUGAGGACGCUCGAUGUCAGUUGGAGUCAAGCGUCAACUGGAGAGCGACGCAGUUCGUCGACGAGGUGCCCAGCUCACGCGUGUGCGCUCUCUGCCGCAUGAUUCCGAAGCGGACUGUGCUGUUGCCAUGCUUGCACGCUCUGUGCCAACCGUGCCAUGUGGCCAGCUGCCAAGGUGCCAGUGGGCGGUGCCCCUUGGAUCAAAAGCCGUUUGACGAAGUGGAGUGCGUCACUUAUGACUUGCCUGCCGGGAAAGCGGCAGCCAUGCAGGUUUAUUGCUGGAACGAAGCCCAAGGAUGUGAGUUCAAGGGCGCCUUGAAAGACAUGCUUCUACACUACGAGAACGAUUGCACAUUCAGCUCGGUUGAAGAUUCGCAAUGCGGCGAAGCAGUACUGAACAAAGACGUCGAACCUCACCAGGUCGCUGGAUGUAGUAAAAGUGUUUCUCCAGCAUGCACACAGAGCACAGUGUCGAAAUUUGAAGCACUGACACUCGAAGACGUGGAGAGUGUAGAAGGGAAGACGCCCUUGAGCGACUCGAACCACGACAAGGUGAUUCCCGCCUGUCCAAGUUGUGAGAACGGGCCGACAAAAGUAUGCAACAAGGAAUCCAGGGUCGCCGUAGUCACAGAUGAGGUUGGACCAUCUGUACUUCUAGACACUGUUCAGCACUCCAGUACGGCUUCCACGACUGCCUCCCAGGAACCGGCUUCCCGGCAAAAUCCAGCGAAAGAAGCCAGCAUGUGA